AUCCCCGAGCUAAGAAUAGUCAGCAAAACAAGCUGAACACUGCAAUGGGGUGAUUUUCCUGUCCUUUGAGCAAACACAGCCCCUGAGAGGGCUGGGCAGGGGGGCUGAGUGCCCUGGACAUGGCUCCUGACAGAGUUAUCGGUGUGACAGGAGGCUGUGUCCAAUCUCCUGCCUCCUGUUUGGGGCAAGCUGUGAUCCUGGGACAGGAGGGGGGCAGGCACCUUAUCUCUGCUGAGAUAACGCUGUCACAACCUGGCUGGGGACAACUGGAAGCUCCAAGUGCUUUGUAGAGAGGCAGCAUCUCUGUGUCCCUGUCCUGGUGCUGAGGGACAGGCUGUGCUGGCCCUUAUCUCACUUCUAACCCUCAUUUUUUCCAAUCUGCCUCGAACUCUGCCAGAGAACCAGGGAUGUCAGACACAGAGGAGGUCACCGAGGAGUAUGAGCAGGAGCAGGAAGGUAAGAGGACAUGGAGCACCUGCAGCUGCCCUGAAGCCAAAAGCUGAUCAGAGAAACUCCAAUAACCUGAGGCUUCUUUCCUUUCUCUCUGUCUAUGCCGUUUGCUCUGUGAAGAGGAGUGCGUGGAGGAAGAAGAGGAAGAAUGGAUAGAGGAAGAUGACGGUCAGGAGGAGCAGGUAGAGGAGAACGAGGAGGAGACCACAGAAACCAAGGCAGAAGAACAAGAAGAUGAAACUAAAGAAGCAGGAGAAGGUGAAUUGAAGCCAAAACCCAAGGUCUUCAUGCCCAACCUGGUGCCUCCCAAGAUCCCAGAUGGCGAGAGACUGGAUUUUGACGACAUUCACCGCAAGCGCAUGGAGAAGGACCUGAACGAGCUGCAGGCCCUCAUCGAGGCCCACUUUGAGAGCAGGAAGAAAGAGGAAGAGGAGCUCCUGUCCCUCAAGGACAGGAUUGAGCAGCGGCGAGCGGAACGGGCAGAGCAGCAGCGGAUCCGCAGCGAGAGGGAGAAGGAACGCCAGGCCCGCAUGGCCGAAGAAAGAGCUCGCAAGGAGGAGGAGGAGGCGCGGAAGAGGGCAGAGGAGGAGGCACGGAAGAAGAAGGCAUUCUCCAACAUGCUCCACUUUGGGGGUUACAUGCAGAAGUCAGAGAAAAAGGGUGGGAAGAAGCAAACGGAGAGGGAAAAGAAGAAGAAGAUCCUCAGUGAGCGGCGGAAGCCCCUGAACAUCGACCACCUCAGUGAGGACAAGCUGAGGGACAAGGCCAAGGAGCUGUGGCAGAACAUCCAUGACCUGGAGGCUGAGAAAUUUGACCUGCAGGAAAAGUUCAAGCGGCAGAAAUAUGAGAUCAAUGUCCUUCGAAACCGCAUCAGUGACCACCAGAAAGUAUCCAAGGGUGCCCGUGGGAAGACCAUGGUGGGCAGCCGACGGAAAUAGAGGCUCAGGGGGAGAGGAGGCUGAGCCCCAGGAGCUGCAGUGGCUGCAGGAAUGGAGGUUCCGAGGAGCAGAGGCCUCACGAGGUUCCCAUCUCCACCCCCCAAGUUGUAUUGUGUCUGUAAAUAAAGAGGUGGUGAGGAGGUGCAGGUGUGGUCUCCAUCCUGAGGCUCUGAUCCCAGUGGACACAGCACAGGCUCAGCACAGCUCCAGGAGUUGCCCACCUGCUCCCUGGGCUGUGAGAGGUCG
This is a messenger RNA of Prinia subflava (tawny-flanked prinia), 1634 nucleotides long. It is a transcript of the gene TNNT2, whose product is annotated as troponin T2, cardiac type. The record is from RefSeq and is a predicted model, not a curated record. Gene Ontology annotation, biological process: cardiac muscle contraction; regulation of muscle contraction; sarcomere organization. The transcript has 14 exons. Gene Ontology annotation, cellular component: troponin complex. NCBI's taxonomy places the organism in Eukaryota, Metazoa, Chordata, Aves, Passeriformes, Cisticolidae. Gene Ontology annotation, molecular function: troponin C binding; tropomyosin binding; troponin I binding. Bases 738 to 1388 code for a protein of 216 amino acids.